AUGACACCGGCCGCUCCCAGCUCGUCGUCUUUCGAGCACAGACUCAAAUCCGCACACAUGCCUCCGCCUGGCCCAGCCUACUUCCAUGCGCGGAGAGCACUGUGGUCUGUUCCAAGCCCCAACCCACCCAAUCCUACCGCGCAUACAAGACUCGAGCAGAUCCUGAAUCAGGAAGGCGUGCACGAAAACGAUGAAGUAUGGGAUGCGGGGCUGGCAACGAUCUGGCGUGGCCUCACGAACCGCACGCCACUCAAAAAACGCCUAUCGCUCAAUAUGACAACCAAGAUUCUUAUGUGUGGCUGGAUUCGAGAUGGAACAUGGCCAAGAGGCGCGACGGCGCCCCACUCAGACGAUGAACAGGACGAUUUGCCUGCAGAUGCGAAAACCUAUCCGUCCACGAUGUCAAAUCCGCAAUCUGACGGACUGUAG
This is a messenger RNA of Fibroporia radiculosa, 429 nucleotides long. RefSeq lists its product as uncharacterized. The transcript is spliced from 2 exons. The record is from RefSeq and is a predicted model, not a curated record. Lineage: Eukaryota; Fungi; Basidiomycota; Agaricomycetes; Polyporales; Fibroporiaceae. The coding region runs from base 1 to 429 and encodes 142 amino acids.